Molecule: messenger RNA, 624 nt
Organism: Athene cunicularia (burrowing owl)
Lineage: Eukaryota; Metazoa; Chordata; Aves; Strigiformes; Strigidae
Exons: 4
Coding region: 1-624 (207 amino acids)
Source: RefSeq, a predicted model, not a curated record
AUGUGCUGGGGGGGGCUGCGGUCCCUGGGGGCGUUGGGGGUCCCGGGACCAGCUCGCCCCAGCUCAGUUGAUCUGCUCCUCUUCCCAGGUGGAGGUGGGGAUGGCGCUGUAGGGAUCCACGAUGAGCUUGGCGCACCGCACCAUCAUGGCCAGGAGGAAGAGGCCCAGGAGGGCCACGAAGGCCACGGCGAAGCCCUUGUCCACGUCGACGGCCGGCGGCACCGUGGCGCCGUCCAUGCGGGCGGCCCUCAGGUGCGCGGCUGCCGCGGGCAUCCCUGCGGGGCAAAGACGGGACUCCACACUCUCCGCUGCGUUAGGUGCAACGAGCGCGCCAGGGCUUGGCUGACCCCCUGCAAAAUGGACACUGAUGGGGGUGAGAAGCAGCAGGACAGGAGGAAAAAAAAAACCCUCCGGCCUCCACUGAAUACUGGAGAAUGCCCCCAGGUAUGCGGAACGUCCUCCCAGCUUCGGCAGGCCGAGGCCGAAGAUGGGCAAACUGACCACGAAAAUAAGUUGGAGCUUAUUUGUGUGUUCAAGCUUACUGGAAAACUGGCAUGUGAGAAGGGGUUCAGCCCCCACCCACCGGGCUCCUCCUCUGUCGAAAAAGGAGACCACAUCUUUUAG